UUCAGAUUCCUCUACCGUUGAUGAUUUUGCCACAUUAACUAGCCACUUGCUGCAUCAUCAUGGAGGAGAGUACCACCAUGGUAAUUGACUGUGAUGCAGGCAUAGAUGAUGGGUUGGCAAUCAUGAUGGCGUUGGCCAAUCCGAUGGUCAAACUUAUCGGCAUAACAUGCGUCAAUGGGAAUUCUCCUCUUGAAAAGGUUGUCAUUAAUAUCCUUCGGGUCCUUCGGAAGUGCGGACGACUUGAUGUUCCUGUAUACUCUGGUGCUACAAAAGACAUCCUUGGCACGGCUCAGGUGACCUCCACUCAUGGACAUGAUGGACUUGGAGAUAUCCCCAAUCCAGAGACUCCACCCCAUCGAGAUCUUAUCCAAUCAGAGCAUGCCAUAGAAGGACUAAUCCGCAUGGCUAAUGAGCAUCAAGGACAAAUCACCCUUGUUGCUAUUGGUCCUUUGACCAACGUAGCUCUCGCCAUGAAGUUAGACCCGCAGUUUACCUCUAAACUGAAGGAAAUGGUCAUUAUGGGUGGUAAUAUUUUAGCUACAGGAACACGUUUUCCAGCAUCAGAGUUUAAUUUCACGGUAGAUCCCACAGCAGCUCAUAUUGUCUUGACUGGAACUCAAUGCCCAACAACUCUUGUACCAUUAGAGACUUGUAUCUCUCAUAGCGUAUCAAAUUCUUGGUUCGAGAGUCUACAACAUUCUGAGAAGGCCAGAUUUGUGGCAGCCAUGUUCAGAGGUCGUUUGAAUGAAUCAAAGAUGGACAAGAAAUCUGAAUGCCUGGUUGCUGAUGGAUGUGCUAUGGUCGUUGCGACCUACAAAGCAGCUAUCAAGAAAGCCAUGUACACUCCUUGCAAGGUUGAACUGCAUGAAGGAAUGACUAAAGGGCAGAUGGUUACGACCAAGAUCUUACGACCGUGGGCCAAGUCAUUUCCAGGUCCUGAGAUCAACGUGGUGUUAGAGAUGGAUAUGGAGACAUACUACCAGAUGUUAAAUGAAGCAGUUCGAUGAGAGAGUGUCUUCCCACAUAGUUACUGGUAAAUUCUUUGAUCUCAUUAUGUGAUGAACAGGAUCCAGAUCCAUCUAAUUCAAGUAUACAAUUAGUAUUUCUUAGGAUACCUUGGUUGCUCUUGCUGAAAUGCUCCCCAGGGAGUGGAGAAUAAUGUUUGGCCAAGCUACAUGUAUAAUCUGAAUCAGAUUAUACAUGAUGAUCAGAAUAUUAUCAUAUACCUAAAAGAUGCUUAGUUUUUACACAUUCUGAUGUAUUUUAGCAUUUAGUCCCGUAUCAGCCACACAGAAACGUUAGUGCCAUACCAUGCAUUAAGAGGGGCUCUGCUAAAACCAGUAAUGUCAUAGAAAUUACUAAUAUCACAAUAAUGUGUAAUUUAUAUCUGGGAUCAAUGGCUGACAUCACAAUUCAAAAGAUAUGAAUUGGCUUAUGUUUUGAGCUCUGUUAAAGCUAGCAAUGUUUCUGAGCAGCCGGUACUGAUCAUGAUUUUGUAUAGUGGAAAAAAUCAUUUCAAAUUAAUUCAGAAGAUUUGUUUGUAAGGACAUGUGUAAAGGAGUAGAAUUUCUUUGAAGGAUCGAUCUAUGUUGAACAGUUACAUAUAUAUAUAUAGUAUGUCCCACAAAAAAGGAAACCUGUUUUCAGAGAUGGAUUUCACAAUUAUUAAAUGUUUUUACUUUAAAUUUGAUACGUAUGGUAAGAGUAAAAUUUCGAUUAACAAGAGACCAAAAGCUUAACAAAUUGUUCACGCAAAGCAGAUUACAAACAAAUAUUUAGGCAUUUCAGAAAUGAUUUGCACAGAAACUCACAUGUUAAUCUGACUCCACAGUCAUUUCAGUGAUCAGUGAGAGAAGCUUAAAGAAUGCAAAAAAAAUGCCAAUGAGCCAAUCGUUGAAUAUGCACGGUCGUCGUAUCAUGAACCAAUCUUGUCCAAUUUUUCGGUGCAACCUGAUUUUGACAUUAAAAUUUCAAACUGGUCUUACUCAUUAAUGCAGGAAGUGUUCAUCUCAUUUAAGUUAUCAGAAUAUAGAGGAAUAAUUGAAUUGUAUGGGGAUGUAAUUGAAGUAUCAUAAUUCAUUUGCCUUUGAAUAAAAUUGGUAUGGGAAUCUCGGUUUCCUUUUUUCUGGGACGCACUGUAUAUAAGUAAUAUGAUGUGGUGCUAAAAUGAAUUCUCAAUUGGUAAAAACAGGAAAAGAAGUAAUUAGUAAAAUGAUAUAGGUCUUAAAUACUUAACUAAUGUUCAUGUUUAGGAUGAUCACUUAGGAUUAUAUUGAGUAAAAUAACAGAGAGGGGAAAAAAUGAGAAAAAGGUUUAGAUAGAGAGAAAUCUACACCAAUGAUUUUAACCAACACACAACUAAACACAUACAGAUACCAUAACUUAAAUAUUUAAAAGGUGUUUGGUUUAUUUUAUAAACAACAGAGAAAAUUGAACAAUGGUUACAAAACGAUAUUACAGUCAAUAUAUUUUUUUUCUACUAGGCAUUGUAAACCAUAAUUAUAGUGUAUUUCAGUGUAGUGUAGUCAUUCAUACAGGUUUGUAAUUCAUUUAUGAAGGGAAAAUAUACAUGUAGUAAGCAACUUAAAGCAACAAUGAUAAACUCAUAUUAUACAGAAGUUUAGAAGUGGCCAGUCUAUUUGUCAAGGUUUUGAGAUAUUUUAUUUUAUAUGACACCUAGAUAGCUCUUGUCAUUUGAUUAGUUGUUUGAUAUCAAUCAUUCAGCCUAUUCGACAAUGACGUCAUCAUUCGUGCAAUUGUGGAUCCAUUCAUUGUGCAAUUUUCAAUUCAUAGGAUUUGUCCAUUGCAAGCUCGCUGAGACCAAAGGCAUUACACAUAAAAUGGCAACUAUCAUCAGAUGGUGCUUGUAUGGCAUGCACUUUUGCACCUAAUUCAUGAAUGCCAAAUGAGAAGGAUCUAAUUUAA
Molecule: messenger RNA, 2925 nt
Organism: Lytechinus variegatus (green sea urchin)
Lineage: Eukaryota; Metazoa; Echinodermata; Echinoidea; Temnopleuroida; Toxopneustidae
Exons: 4
Coding region: 60-1007 (315 amino acids)
Molecular function (GO): hydrolase activity, hydrolyzing N-glycosyl compounds
Source: RefSeq, a predicted model, not a curated record